This is a messenger RNA of Exaiptasia diaphana, 2954 nucleotides long. RefSeq lists its product as uncharacterized. The record is from RefSeq and is a predicted model, not a curated record. NCBI's taxonomy places the organism in Eukaryota, Metazoa, Cnidaria, Anthozoa, Actiniaria, Aiptasiidae. The transcript has 8 exons. The coding region runs from base 119 to 2581 and encodes 820 amino acids.
ACYUGUUUUCCUGUAAUAUGCAUGGCCAAAGGAUUGCCUAGCAAAGCCCCGCUAUGUUGGACGGAAAUAAUGCUGUGAAGUGUGAAGCUGACAAAAAUUGAAAAAAUGGAACGAAAUCAUGUCUAGCUGUGGGAAAAAUUUCGUCGGAAAGCAGCAAGCAAAAGUGAAGUUCCAAAGCUUGAAGAAUUCUGGGCAACAUUUCAUGAGGUUGUCAUUACUGCUCAUAUCUGUUGCUGGGAUUAUUGUCUUCGUAGSAMCCACUUCGCCAARGUAUGCGGACGACACACACGAAAGAGGACAUGAACGCAAACGAAGACAAAGUCUUGACAAGUCGACAAGGAAUGACGAUCCAUGCGAGUUUUCAGCUGAAGCUAAACGUGCUGGCCUUCCUCAAUUCCUGGACAGCGUAAAGUGGGCGUAUGUAAAGUCCUUUCCGUUUAUUACACUUUAUCGCAGCGAGCUGACACCAAAACAAAUGAGACAAGCAUACGGUCCUUACKUCCCCUACCCUUCGAGACUGAAGACCAUAUCAGAUACUUCACUUGCUCUGGCGCAAAAGAUAAAAAAACUGAAGAUAAAUAAAAAGCGUUUAAAGAUAAGAGAACGAAGAAUGCUUUCUCUUGCAAAACAUUUCCUUAAAAACCACUUUGGGAGUCCUUACACAGACAAUUAUUAUGCAGGUACGUGGAUGUCAGGCCCUAGUGGCCAAUGUUCUGUUCAAGGCAUCGCCUAUGUUAGACUCCAAGUCGCCACCCUAUUUAUUCUUUUCCCGCCGGGAAAUGCUCGAGUUCUUGAAGAAAUCUUUUUGUCUCUACGAGAUACUGGUCGAGGCGUGAGGCAGUACYUCCAGAACAUSAAACGUGGAAUAAACACAGGUAUGAUAAACUCUCGACAUGAUUGUCUCGCCGGGAUAGAMUGUUUACAAUCAUUGUAUCGUGGAUUUGGUGAAAAGCUAGACGGAAAAACGAUUCUAAGUUGGUUUCAUCCGAAUAGCUUCGUUUUCAAUAUUACAAAGUUUCUACGAUUCUUGGAUGCACAACCUCAUCUGGAACGACAGUGGAAAGUAAAAUAUAACAGUASUUUUAGACAGUCAUUGCGUUAUAAUCUCGUCCAGUACGUCGGUCGUCCUCUAGACGAGUUGAUCCACUAUCUAAAGAAUGUUCAUCUGCUGUACUGUGUGCCUGAGGGCGUCAUUCAUGGMCUGGGUAGCCGCCCCGUUAAGUAUAUUUACUACAAUGGCUCAAGAACCAAUCAGACGACAGCUCCRUAUAUGGAUACAGGGGAAAUAAUGAAUGGCAGAGGUGCAUAUGAACAGGUCUUAAAGUACUAUACCACUUUGCCUUACACUCCAGAUUCAGUAAAUCGAAUUGGAUGGCACAUGAUUGGUCAGUUGUACUCCAAAGCCAUUCAAAUCGCUAAAAACAUCACUGGAAUUCAAGARUCUCGCAAAGCAGUGACGGAGUUCAAGAAGCUCAUCAAUAAACCUGAAAUGUUUUUAAACCAAAAGCCUUUUCCAUUAAAUGAAUCAGACGAACGAGCUUACAAACUUUGCUCGUCUAGCAAUGAAAACGCCAGAUUGUUUUGUCCAGUGCGRUAUGCAACGAUGCAGAAAUGGUUCAAAGUCGCUCGUCAAAGCAUUGCARACAUCAAGCCUAAGGUCAACCAUUUAUUCUAUAACAAGGGGCCUAAGAAAACUCGUCCGUCCUGCUCUAUUGACGUCCAAAUGAGUCUAGACCCUUCUGAAGCGGUUCAGAGCUAUCAAGCAAGUGAGAGCUGGUGCCCAUCUCCUGCUCAGUAUAACAUACCAUUCUUUGUCGACCGAAUGGGUCCGACAUACGCUGAAAUGGCAGUCASCGCCCAUGAAGCAUCGCCCGGGCACCAUUUACAAAUUCAAGGGCAUCUGGAAAACUUCAGGGAUAUCUGCGAUUCAUCAUUGGACCUGCUAACUGAUCAACAGUUUACUGUAUUUGCCGAGGGCUGGGCUAUGUACGCUGAACACCCUAUAGCAUCAUUGAAUAUGCAAUUGUUCAAGAACCAUCAACUGGGGCAGUAUGGCUUGUUGAAAACUCAACUGUGGCGUGCGUUACGACUGGUCAUUGAUACUGGCCUUCACCAUAGAGACAUGUCACGCAAUCAAGCCAUCGGACUUUUUCGUGACUACCUUUGGGAAACUGGAGAUGUUCCAGAGAAAGAAGUGAAACGUUACCAGUCAUGGGCAGGCCAGGCUGCGACGUACAUGACAGGCCAACUAGCAUUAUGGAGAUUACGCAAUUACGCGAAACGUCGACUGGGACGGAAGUUUGACAUAAAGGAGUUUCAUUAUCAGAUUCUGCGACAUGGACAGGUUCCGAUAGACUUUUUGGAAGAACAUAUCACGAUGUUUGUUGAAUGCGUCCUGAAAAAUACGAAAACUGGAUGUCGAGAAAUUCUGGGCAGCCCAAAGGCUCAAACAAAGCACCCAACAACUGGAAAACUGAAAACAAGAGAAAUGCGAAAAAAACGUAUUUUAAAACUAAAGAAAUAUUUCGGACACGCUCAGUCAAAAAAAUAUCUAUUUUYAUUAACUAAAAGAACUCUCUAGAAGACAGAAAAACGAGCUUGAGUGUCCGCAUUUACUUUAAAUCAUUUGUAAUCCAAAUACCACUUGUUAUACUAAGUGUAUGUGAAGCAAAAUCUCCACUUGAUUAGUCGACCAUUUUAAGCGUUUACAAGAAUAAAUACUUCAAUCAGUUGAAACUCUGUUGAUUCUGCUUUCUACAUCUAAAUCUUACGUUUAUUAAUCAGCAACGCUUUCACAUGGCAAGCCGAUAUACAUUUACAAAUAUAAAUAUUAUAAUUAUAUAAAAAUUAAUCUAAAAUAUCAAAUUAAAAAUAUAAAUAUCCUGAUUAUAUGAAAAUUAAUCUAAAAUAUGAAACAACAUUUGAAGAGAGAAAUAAUAAACUAUUCUAUUCUA